Molecule: messenger RNA, 311 nt
Organism: Staurois parvus
Lineage: Eukaryota; Metazoa; Chordata; Amphibia; Anura; Ranidae
Source: the annotation of a GenBank genome assembly
GCAUCUUCAGUGUGGGCACCCGGCUGUGACAGCUUGCGGCUUCACAGCCGGGUGCCCACUGCGCAUGCGUGAGUAGCGAUGCGCUUCAUGAAUGGUCCUUUAGUCUUCCGGGACCUGUCACGUGUCCCAAAAGAAUACAGGGAGGGAGGGAGGACACCUUCAGCUUCCGAUUGCCUUGGCGAUCAGACCGGAAGUGGGAGCGGGUACCUGUCAAAUUCGGGUACCUGCUCCCCCCCGCCUCCCCAAAGGUGCAAACCCUUAGUGGGGAGCAGUCCUUAAAGCAGAACUUCCCCUUUUGGGUGGAGCUUCAC